AUGACUGGACAGUCUCUCUCUACUUCCCUCCAUCUGCCCUCUCUCUACUUCCCUCCCUCUGCCCUCUCUCUACUUCCCUCCCUCUGCCCUCUCUCUACUUCCCUCCCUCUGCCCUCUCUCUACUUCCCUCCCUCUGCCCUCUCUCUACUUCCCUCUCCUCUGCCUCUCUCUACCUCCCGCCCUCUCUCUGCUCUCCCUCCCUCCCCCCCCUCUGCCCUCUUUCUCCCCUCCCUCCCUCCCCCUCUAACUCCUUCCCUCUUUCUACCUACCUCCCUCCCUCACUCCAUCUCCCCUUCUACCUCUCCCUUCGAAAAACACCCCAAAAAAACAAAAAAAAAAAAAAACACUUUGUCUGAUGAUCACAAAAGUUUAAAUUUUUAUAAAUCUCUCUCUCUCACUCUCUCUCUCUCUCUCACUCUCUCUCUCUCUCUCUCUCUCUCUCUCUCUCUCUCUCUCUCUCUCUCUCACUCUCUCUCUCUCUCUCUCUCACUCUCUCUCUCUCAUUCUCUCUCUCAUUCUCUCUCUCUCAUUCUCUCUCUCUCAUUCUCUCUCUCUCAUUCUCUCUCUCUCAUUCUCUCUCUCUCAUUCUCUCUCACUCAUUCUCUCUCACUCAUUCUCUCUCACUCAUUCUCUCUCACUCAUUCUCUCUCUCAUUCUCUCUCCUCAUAUUCUCUCUCUCAUUCUCUCUCUCUCUCUGUUCUCUCUCUCUCAUUCUCUCUCACUCAUUCUCUCUCACUCAUUCUCUCUCUCAUUUCUCUCACUCAUUCUCUCUCACUCAUUCUCUCUCUCUCACUCAUUCUCUCUCACUCAUUCUCUCUCACUCAUUCUCUCUCUCUCACUCAUUCUCUCUCAUUCUCUCUCUCUCCUCAUUCUCUCUCUCUCAUUCUCUCUCUCUCAUUCUCUCUCUCUCCUCAUUCUCUCUCUCUCACUCAUUUCUCUCUCUCACUCAUUCUCUCUCUCUCACUCAUUCUCUCUCUCUCUCUCAUUCUCUCUCACUCAUUCUCUCUCUCUCACUCAUUCUCUCUCUCUCACUCAUUCUCUCUCACUCACUCAUUCUCUCUCUCAAAUUACCUAAUUUUAUUUUCAAAAUACUUUUAA
Acanthosepion pharaonis is the source of this 1098-nucleotide messenger RNA. NCBI's taxonomy places the organism in Eukaryota, Metazoa, Mollusca, Cephalopoda, Sepiida, Sepiidae. The record is from the annotation of a GenBank genome assembly.